UAUCAGCUAAGUACUUUAGUAACCUAAAACUAUAACUAUACAUUUAAAAUGAAUUUUAGUGUUGAGGGUUCAGUAGUACGACAACUGUCAAUUGUGACACUGAGCAAAUAAACACCAGCACACUAAAAAAAAAAAAAAUAUCCACAUAAAAUGGAGAAAGGACUGAGGAUAUUGAUAAUAAAAAUAACAAAAUAAAAAGUUUUAUAAAUAAAAGUAAAAAAAAAAAUGAAAGUGAAAUGUCUGAGUCUCGUACUAAGACUUAAUAAUUUUUUAUUAGUCUAGAUAUCCUAGAUAUCUGGGCGUUGUCGGUCUAUUAAUUUUAUAAUAAACAUCCCUAUUUAUUUAUUUAUUUAUUUAUUUAAUAAAUAGAUAAAUAAAUACGCUGAUAAUGGAUGACAACUACAUAAAACUCGAAAAUUAUGAAAUGCUCAAAGCAUUGUACGAUUUCAAAGCGACAUUUGCCAAAACAUUGAGCUUCCGGGAAAACGAUCAUUUUAUUUUACAUCAGACGAAUACUAAACAACGAAACUGGUGGCAAGUUGUUAAUAAUACCGGUCAACUUGGUUACAUUCCAUCAAAUUAUGUGACGACUGUCAAGGUCCAACCCCAAUUUAUGAUAGACUUCUUAGAAGAAUGUAUAGAAAAAUUACGCAGCGAGUUUGUGAAACCCGGCGCGCCCUUGCCGAUAGACAAGCAGGAUCUUGUUCAGCGGUUGGUAGAAAAAAAACGUCAAGCUGAGUCUAGUAGGAAACCUAAAAAACCCGCGCCAUUACCACCGACCUUCAGCAGCACUUCUCCCAUUAAAGAAACUCCUAUUACUACGACUGUGACUGUUUCUUCAUCAUCAUCAGCGUCAUCAGUAGCAAAACCAGAUGCCGAACGUUCGACACCCAGUGCGUCUCACGCAGGUGCUAAAUCAUUUUUACCAGACGGUGAAAUACAAAAAAUUCCCGAUUUUAAUCGCAGAAAUUCAAAUUCAAAUAUUGAUUCCCGCCGGUCAUCAUUCCCGCGUCAAUCUGAAUUAGCUCCUAAAUCAUCAGAACUAGGUUUCAAAUCAUCAGAAGUAGGCUCUAGGUCAUCAGAACCAAUUCCUCGAUCAAUAGAACCAGUACCUCGUGUACCAGAGCAAAAUAUCCGAGGACCAGAGUCUAAUUCCCGUGUGACAGAUUCUGAAAAACCGAUAUUGAUUCGUCAAACGUCACGUCAAUCACCAACAAAGUCAUCACAAAAUAAUUCAACAUCUUUUGAAAUAGACUCGCGCGCAGCUUACAAAUUAUUGGACGAAGUUCGCAAGAAUACCCAACUAAGCUACGAAAUGUCUAAACUAGCCGUCACUGUCGUAGUGUCUGGUCUCCAGCAGCUGCUGCCAAGUUCAAUAUCUCAUUACUUCGACACAGUAUUAAAUCAGUUGCAAAUGCCUCUAAUUAAUUCUAAAAUGCGGAUCGAAGAUACCUAUGACUCAACCCGAUUAAAAAUAAUAUUCGAUGAGUUGACUUCCUGCAAAGAAGAUUCUCAGCAGCGGAGCUGGAUGUUGUACGAAGACGAGUCGAUUAUUGUUGAGUAUAUUAAGGAAUUGACGUCGAUACUGACAAAUGCUGACGCAAGUGUAUCCCGGCACGCAUUGAAACAGGAUCAGUACAAUGGAAUAAUUACACUAAUUGAGUACUAUCAGAUGGAGGCGAGAUGGACAAUUAGACAAUUGCUGCUGCAAUCAUUUGGGGUAAUGUGCAGUCUUGAUCCAGUUGUUGUCACAAUUAUGCUAAAUAGUAUCCUACCUAUGGAGUUGGCUCGUGAUAUGACCAGCAACCCGCGCAAUGUACCUAAACUAAACUACUCGUCGCUGCUGAUGACGAUGAUUUUCUCGAUGGCCGAGCCCAUGCCGAUCACGCACUUGGAAUAUCUAGGCUGUGAAUUCAUCGCGUUCCUGCUCGACGGCAUCGAAGAUCCCCCGGACACGGACCUCGAGGAUCAAAUUCCUGACUUAUUUACCAACUUGAUACUGGCUUAUAAUCUGCAGUUCAACUUCAAUGCCACCAGCAACAGCAACGCGAAUGUAAAUGAAAAUAUUUUUAUGAUGGCGCUGAGGGAGAGGACGAAUGCGAAAAUUUUCACGCAGAAGAUUUUAUUUUUACUCAACCGGGAAGAAGAUCCCGUGAGGAUUUUUGAUCACCAGCCGGCGCCGAUGCACUCGGUCUUGAAAUUGUUUAUUGAUAUUUUUUCUAUGGACAUCACGGCGUCGCUUUUUUAUACUAAUGAUAUUAAGGUACUGAUUGAUAUUGUGCUGAGGCAGCUGUUUGACAUUCCACCUGGUGAUAAGAGAAGACUUUAUCUCGAAUUAUGCAGACGCGUAUUGCGCACAACUGGUUACGAUGAUCACCGACACCGCUCUGAAGAUCUCCUAAAAUGUUUCACCCGAAUAUUUUGCGAAGAAGGUCCCGAGAGUCAGGGUGAUCAAAAAUUGAUACGUGAAAUUAGCAAUGAAUUUCCUAGUCUCUUUAAAAUGUGACACUUAUUAUCCCCCUCCUUGUACAAGGAGGUCGAGGACGACGAUUUACAAACGCUUGUAUAAAAUUCAAAAGGUAAAAUAAUAUUUUAUUCAUUAAUUAUUUAUUUAAAUUCAAAUUUCUAAUACCAAGUUCUAAAUUUAAAUUUCCAUUCCGUUAAUUAAUUAAUUAAUUAAAAAAUUAUAUUUUUUUUACUUCACUUUCAUUUAAAUAAAUUAUAUAAAUUGUAUAUAAAAUAAAUAUAUAGUUAAAUUAUUAUUUUAAAAAUAGUGAUGCUUUGUGAAUUAAUUGUCUAGUCAAUAAUUCACGUGAUUAAAUUAAUUAAUUAAUUAAUUAAUUAAAAAUAGUAGUAAAAAAAUUAAUUAUAAAUGCAGAAAUGAAUAUAAAAAAAAAUCUAAUUGCUUCGCGCGUAAUCCAUACCGCCCAUUGACAAAAUAAUUUUUUUUUGAUCGUACAAAGUAAUGAUUAAUUAAAUUAAUCAUAAUCACAAUAAUUAAAUCACAAAAUCAUAAAUUAAUAAUAAAAGUAAUGAGUUAUAUAUUUAAUGAAC
Messenger RNA from Microplitis mediator, 3054 nucleotides. Its product is annotated as NCK-interacting protein with SH3 domain. The coding region runs from base 389 to 2506 and encodes 705 amino acids. NCBI's taxonomy places the organism in Eukaryota, Metazoa, Arthropoda, Insecta, Hymenoptera, Braconidae. Gene Ontology annotation, biological process: endocytosis. Gene Ontology annotation, molecular function: protein binding; Arp2/3 complex binding. The transcript has 4 exons. The record is from RefSeq and is a predicted model, not a curated record.